This is a messenger RNA of Olea europaea var. sylvestris, 718 nucleotides long. RefSeq lists its product as uncharacterized. The record is from RefSeq and is a predicted model, not a curated record. The transcript has a single exon. Lineage: Eukaryota; Viridiplantae; Streptophyta; Magnoliopsida; Lamiales; Oleaceae. The annotation marks the transcript as partial.
AUAUAUCCGAUUCAGUCCUUAAAUAGCCAUUUCUUGUCAUAAAAUAAUCAUAAACCACAAUUACAGGGAGAAGACAAACGGAAGGGGCUCUAAUGGAGGGUUCACCAACAGCCAUGGCUCCUUUACUCCUAAGAAAUUUACUUACUUCUCUUUUUUUCUAUGCCGACAAACCCCUGGUUUUCUUAGCAGAAAAAUAUAGACGUCUUGAACUCCUACGUUGUUUUCUUCUCUCGGCUUUUCUCUUCUUCCUUCGUCUUUUGCCUUCUUUGUUUCCCGGUUUGAAUUCUUCUGCAGAAUUCUACAACUAUUCUUUUAAGACUAAAAGGGCUGACAGUUAUGUGUCGACUCUCUCUGGUGGAGGCGGCGGUGCAGCCAGUGGUGGGGGCAUCGGUGACUCGGGUGUUGCGAGGGCGCUUACGCAGUUGUUGUCAAUAGUUAAUGAUAUUCCGGUGAGUUCAAGAAAAUAUGAAUUGGUUAGAUCGUUAGCAGAGAAGGUAAUUGACGAAAAUUUGUUAGAGGGUAAUGAAACCCUAAGGGAAGUCAAUUGCGCCUCGCUCUCAGCUGCCUUUUCGCGUACCUUGAGCCAGCUGGAAGCUGCCGUGUUGGGUCAAGGGCGAAGCCGUGGCGGUGGGACUAGUGGUGAUGUGACAGAUGGGGCGGCUGAGGAAAUUGAUAUUUAUUAUAAAAAUAGGUUUAGCCGUUUUCUUAAGGCUGUUAA